UACUGUACGAGCGGACAGCAAAAAUCAAAAUAAAAAUAGUCGCGCACUGGUCCUCAUCCUCCAUCCACCCCACAGACCAAACUCGAGCCUCAAGAAUCAAAAGAUCACCCAGUCGCAUAUAUUAUUCCUUGAUUAACCGGAUAAGCAACGGCGACUGCAUUGCGCUUGUCCCUCAUCCUCCACAGAAAAAGGGAAGAAACGCACUCGCGCCGCUGUUCGGGAAUUCCGGCGUUCAUCUCGUGACUGGCCACAGCGAUGCGAAAGUACCAGCAGCUGGCCUUGGUCCUCAUCUCUAUCAGCUGCAUUGCAAUUCUCCUGGUGUACAAGAGCGAAAACAAUCGGCUGAAAUAUGUGCUAGAAGUGGUGAAUAUUUUCGGCCGAAGCGAUGCAGCUUCGCUGAUCCGGGUAGACAACAGUAGCCGCUACCGAGCCGUCCCGUAUGAUUUCGACAGUCCGCUGCCCGUGUGGCAACGGGUCGGGAAGGAUGUUUAUGUUUAUUCCGCCUACUGGCAAAAGAACGACCUGGAAGCCGGCGGGACGGUUGUCAGCUUGGCGGUCGGGUUGGAACACGCGGUGGUGAAUUUCAAGUGCCAGGUGCAGCACGGUGGCAAGGAUGUGGUGCCGGGAAAGUUCUACUUCAUUCGGCUGGACAACCCUACCGGAUCGGUGGCGGCACCCAACGGGGAGGUGUCCGUGAUCUACAAAUUCCUUUGCAAGGUCAAGAGAGACUUCGGUCAUCCGACGGAGGUGGUUUUUACCGAUUCGGUGCAUGCUAUAAAACGGUACAUCCCACUACGAGUCAUCGAGAGCAAAUCAAUUCCCCAAAAAAUGACCAUUACUGCCUGUGUCGAUUUGAACAACUAUCUGGAAUUGGACGAAGAAUUUCGCAAACCAUCCGCUGUGCUACAAUAUUUCCUCCAUCACCAAAUUGUCGGCGUAGAUGAUUUCAUCGUUUACAACAGCAACGCACUGGACUCGUUAACGACAACCACUUUAUACAACCACGGUAUCAAAAUCAAUCUACUACCCUACAAUUUUCCGUUCGAUCUUGCCAACAAACAACAGAACCGCCAAAUGAUCGAACUGGACUGCCUGAUGCGAAACUUCAACGCAGCUAGGUACACAUUCGUCGGUGCCAUAAACGAGUACGUUUAUCCCAACUCGAGGCUUCGUAGCAGCAAUCAAUUCCUGAGGUACGCAAAUAAAGCUUCGAGUGAUGUUACUCAGUUUGCAGUCACGUCAAGAACAAUUUGCAUCGACGAUCGGAAGAAAAUAUUCUCCGACAACUUGCUUUAUGACGUGGAAGCUCGAGGUGAAAAGUCGUUCUACAUCUAUCGACCCCAGGACUACAAUCGUUCCGGAUCGCAGGAAAUCGUAAAGUCUCUGAGCAUCGAUGGAAACACGUUGUUCAUGCAUCGGUACGUGGAAAAAUGCGCCAGCAAGUCGGAUCUAUACGAUUGGUCAACCGUCAUUAGUAGUGACUUCCUGCAAUAUGUAAACGAAGUCGGGAAAGAGUUGAACAAACUGAUUUUCCGGUAAAGCUCUUGAUCUCAAUUUUGUCUGUUCGAAAGAGUGUCAUUAAUCUACUUUCGGUGAGGAUCUGCGGGAACCUCUCAUAUAGCAAUAUUUUCUACUUAGAUGUUAACGUUCGAUAUCUAAUUUCCAUUGCUCUCAAGCUCAACUCUCUUUGUUUCGCACAAUAAGAAAGGAUACUAAAGCUGACAAAAUCAAAAGGAUAGACGAAUAUUUUUGCAUUACCCUCGCCUGCACUGAUGAAAUAAUAAAAAAAUAAAAUAAAAUGUUUGUAAUUAUUGGCGAAAACGAGAAGCACAUCAUUAACGUAUGCACAACGAGCAUUCGUUUUGGAAUCGAUAAAAAAGGACGUAGGAAAAAUGCUACUUUAAGUGUGAACAACAUAUUUAUUGAACAGGCCUAUCAAAUAGCAUUUAAAUAAAAAAACCUAGUAUAUCACAUAGUCGACCGUCUGCAGCGCAGCGCAUGUAAAUGGUAGGCACAGUAGAAGAAGCAAUGGCGAAUACUCACAACGCAGUAUGGAUUGGUAUCAACGAUUUUAACACGUAACACGUAGAUUUUUUACUCUUUUGAUAAGAAAUAGAAAAGCAACCAAAAAGCAUUCAUUGAAGGCAUAAAUUGUAAAUUGCAGCGUGGUAAUAAAAUUUUAAUCCACUUCAAGUAACAAUAAAGUUUCAAACUCUUUAAUAAAACUAUUCUUAAAGACAAA
Molecule: messenger RNA, 2242 nt
Organism: Aedes albopictus (Asian tiger mosquito)
Lineage: Eukaryota; Metazoa; Arthropoda; Insecta; Diptera; Culicidae
Exons: 3
Coding region: 256-1539 (427 amino acids)
Cellular component (GO): cytoplasm
Molecular function (GO): glycosyltransferase activity
Source: RefSeq, a predicted model, not a curated record